AGGUUGUGCAUUAGUGCACGUUCAGUGCUGGUUUGGAGUUCAUCUGGUGCACACGCAAUGUCGCUGGAAGGUAAAACGGCUGUAAUUACCGGUGGAGCCAGCGGGAUUGGCUUUGCCACGGCGGAGGAGUUUCUCAAAGGUGGAGUUUCGAAAAUCCUUAUUCUAGAUCUUUAUGAACGUCUAAGUGCCGACCACGAGUCUCAAUUGAAGUCAUGCAAUCCCGGAGCUUCCAUUUACUACUCAAAAUGUGAUGUUUCCAACAAGUCCAACGUGGAAAAAGCUUUUCGCCAGGACGCUCUGAAAUGGCUUGGAGCGAUUGAUAUCCUCGUCAAUUCGGCGGGAAUUUUAAAUGAAAGUGAUCCAGCCGGAUGUGUUGCGGUCAAUUUGACCGGAUUGAUAGAAUGCACGUUGACGGCGAUGGAUCUGAUGUCCAAGGAUAAGGGUGGAAAGGGAGGGUUUGUCGUGAACAUUUCGUCGAUCGCUGGACUUGAGCCGAUGCCGUUUGGAGUGACUUACAGUGCUACCAAAUUUGGUGUUGUUGGAUUCACCAGAAGCAUGGGACAAGAAUUGAUCUUCAGUAAAACUGGAGUUAAACUGAUGGCGAUCUGUCCGGGAGCGACUGAAACAACGAUCUACCAAAAUUCUAGAAACUCUUGUCUCACUUUUCCAUGGAUGCUUGAAUAUUACGACCAACUAAUUCAGGCCUUCAAAACGCAAAAACCCGAGGCAGUUGGCAAAGCUGUCGUGAAGAUCAUCACCGAAGGUGACAAUGGCGCAGUUUGGGUUUCAUCAGAGGACAAAAUAGUUCCGGUUUCGUAUGGCACAAACAGUUUUCUGGCCGGAAUGGAGUGAAUUUAUGAGAUUA
This is a messenger RNA of Culex quinquefasciatus (southern house mosquito), 865 nucleotides long. Its product is annotated as alcohol dehydrogenase. Gene Ontology annotation, molecular function: oxidoreductase activity, acting on the CH-OH group of donors, NAD or NADP as acceptor. Gene Ontology annotation, cellular component: cytoplasm. Bases 58 to 852 code for a protein of 264 amino acids. Lineage: Eukaryota; Metazoa; Arthropoda; Insecta; Diptera; Culicidae. The transcript has 5 exons. The record is from RefSeq and is a predicted model, not a curated record.